Aspergillus ochraceoroseus IBT 24754 is the source of this 487-nucleotide messenger RNA. RefSeq lists its product as uncharacterized. The record is from RefSeq and is a predicted model, not a curated record. The transcript has a single exon. NCBI's taxonomy places the organism in Eukaryota, Fungi, Ascomycota, Eurotiomycetes, Eurotiales, Aspergillaceae. The coding region runs from base 6 to 278 and encodes 90 amino acids.
CGGUAAUGAAUCAUAGAGCGGAACUAUCAACUGCUUCCGCCCUUUGCGCCUCAUACAGCAUCUUGUCAGGAACUCGGGUGCAUGAAGAACAAAAGGGGACGGUUUUUAAAGAAUUGAAUUACUUUUGGCUACCUCAAGAGAGUCCGAAUCAUCAAGGAAGGAGCGAGCUACAGAUUGCGGAUCUAUUUUGGCAUAUGUCUCAAGAUAGUCUGGGAAACGACGACAACACUGUAUUCGCAAGCAUCGGCAUAUAUGAAGGAGUGUUCAAACAAGUUUGAAUAAAGAAAUAUGUUAGCAUUGCUGCUUCUCGCGUUCAUCUCAUGGUCUCAAUGGGUAUCUGCAACAAUUCUCCAAAACGGCCAGGUCCGAGAGAAUCCAUAUCCCGGCCAAGCUGUGACUAUUGAGCUUGAUGGGAAUUGGAGAAACUAUACUCGCGAUGCACCAGAGAUCUCAUACAAAGGCCGGUGGGAUAGCUACUAUACGUCUU